AUGCUUCCUGGGCUCGUACUCGAGUUUUUUGAAGGAAAAAAUGUCAUGGAGUACACAAAGCGCGAAAGUUCUGAGGAAACGAAGCUACGACUGGUUGGGGAAAUUGCUCUGGGUUUGAAAUACUUGCAUCAACAAUGGCCACCUAUCAUUCAUGGUGACUUGCGAGGGGCAAAUGUACUCGUUGAUAGCGCAGGACACGCUGUUGUUGCUGACUACGGCCUAGCGUUAAUCAUUGACUCAUCUGAGUUCACUUCCAUCAAAACCGCGGGAACUUGUCGAUGGACUGCCCCGGAAAUUAUGAAUCCGCCAAACAAUGAAGACGUCCCGUUGCCUCAAUUUACCAUUAAGAGUGAUAUAUUUUCUUAUGCUAUGACAGUCUUUGAGACAUUUGCUGGGGAGCAACCAUUUAACGAGAAGAAAAGCGAUGCCAACGUCAUUUUUGCGAUCUUGAACGGGAGUCGCCCAGUGCUUCCGGAGUCUAUUGAAAGCAGGGCCAAUCUCGCGAAUCUUGUUAGACAGAGCUGGAGUCAAAACGCCGAUCAAAGACCAACCGCUCGUCAGAUCUGCCGCAGAUUGGGAUUGACAACCUGGUACGGGGACUGGAUGGACACUCCGUGGAUAUUUGCCAGUGUAGCUCGCGAUACCCUUUUUUUCCUUCCAAAGUUUUCGAUGCGCGCUCGUUAG
Molecule: messenger RNA, 684 nt
Organism: Laccaria bicolor S238N-H82
Lineage: Eukaryota; Fungi; Basidiomycota; Agaricomycetes; Agaricales; Hydnangiaceae
Exons: 6
Coding region: 1-684 (227 amino acids)
Biological process (GO): protein phosphorylation
Molecular function (GO): protein kinase activity; ATP binding
Source: RefSeq, a predicted model, not a curated record